Molecule: messenger RNA, 927 nt
Organism: Phytophthora infestans T30-4
Lineage: Eukaryota; Oomycota; Peronosporomycetes; Peronosporales; Peronosporaceae
Product: hydroxyacylglutathione hydrolase, putative
Exons: 3
Coding region: 1-927 (308 amino acids)
Molecular function (GO): hydroxyacylglutathione hydrolase activity
Source: RefSeq, a predicted model, not a curated record
AUGCGGCAGUUGCGCAACCCCGUGGCUUUUACAGCGAGUUCGGUGUCGCCUACGACUUUGCUGACGUCUCAAUGGCGAUGUGCCUCGAGUAAAUCAGCUCCAGCAGGCGCAAAACCAAAGAAAAAAUAUCUCAAUGAUCCAAGUCUCCGCGUCCGUGUUGUGCCCAUGCUGGAAGACAACUAUGGCUAUGUGGUGGUAGACGAGACCAACCACACGAUGUUUGCAGUGGACCCAGCCGAGCCCAGCAAGAUCCUGCCAAUUCUGAAGGAGGAAGAGACCGCGAGGAAGCGCGAGUUUCUCGGCGUCCUUACUACGCACAAGCACACAGACCACGCCGGCGGCAACCAAGAGAUCGCGGAAAAGUAUCCAGGCGUUAUGAUUGCCGGACCGGAGCACGAGCUAAUCCCAGCAAGGAACCGUGCAGUGAGCGGCGGGGAGAAGCUCAAGAUUGGUGCAGCAAAAGUGAAAGUGCUGAAUGUGUCGUGCCAUACAAAAGCGCACGUGGCGUAUGUCGUCACUGGUGACGCCGAAACGCCACCUCUGCUGUUUCCUGGCGACACGCUGUUCGUCGGAGGCUGUGGGCGCUUCUUUGAGGGUACGGCUGAGGAUAUGUACAGGGCAUUGUACGAGGUGAUUCUCACGUUGCCGAAGGACACGAAAGUGUAUUGCGGCCACGAGUACACCAUGUCGAAUCUGCGUUUCGCACUCAGCGUGGAUCCGUCCAACCAGGCAUUGCACGACAAAAUCGCCUCGGUUCGUAUCCGUCGAGCGAAGAAUCUGCCCAGUGUGCCGUCCUCGCUGCGAGAAGAAAUGCUCUACAAUCCUUUCUUGCGGGUACACAACGAAACAAUCCGAAAUGCCGUCGGGGGCACAGACCCGGUCAGCGUUCUGGAAAACCUUCGACGACGCAAGGACUCGUUUGAAUGA